CGUAGAGUAAACAAUCCACCGCCUGCCGGAUCCACCAUCCGUGCACAAAUCACCCUGGCACGUCUCUUACUACUUUAUAUACAACCCUAUGUGACAGAAUGAAGGUCGCGAUCAAGGAGUGGAAUGCUGUCGCAUCCUGGCGAUGGGAUAUGCCGGAGGACGAGGUGUGCGGUAUCUGUCGCGUGCAGUUUGACGGCACCUGUCCGACCUGCAAAUUCCCUGGAGAUGACUGCUCGCUGCUACUGGGGAAAUGCGGACACUCGUUUCAUAUGCAUUGUCUUCUAACGUGGAUUCAGCAAGAGUCCUCGAAAGGGCUAUGCCCUAUGUGUAGGCAGAAGUUCGAAUGGAAGCAGAGCGAGGAAUGAUGCACGUGACUUUGACCGGAGUCUCAAGUGCUGCAGGCAGCCUUGUAUCGUUCUACAGCAUCUCUAAUCAUUCACUUUGUAUUAUCGGGAAGCAA
Molecule: messenger RNA, 460 nt
Organism: Paecilomyces variotii
Lineage: Eukaryota; Fungi; Ascomycota; Eurotiomycetes; Eurotiales; Thermoascaceae
Product: RING finger domain-containing protein
Exons: 4
Coding region: 99-365 (88 amino acids)
Biological process (GO): positive regulation of mitotic metaphase/anaphase transition; anaphase-promoting complex-dependent catabolic process; protein ubiquitination
Cellular component (GO): nucleus; anaphase-promoting complex
Molecular function (GO): ubiquitin protein ligase activity; cullin family protein binding; zinc ion binding
Source: RefSeq, a predicted model, not a curated record